Molecule: messenger RNA, 2033 nt
Organism: Gadus morhua (Atlantic cod)
Lineage: Eukaryota; Metazoa; Chordata; Actinopteri; Gadiformes; Gadidae
Gene: cant1a
Product: calcium activated nucleotidase 1a
Exons: 4
Coding region: 327-1529 (400 amino acids)
Biological process (GO): proteoglycan biosynthetic process
Molecular function (GO): calcium ion binding; GDP phosphatase activity; UDP phosphatase activity
Source: RefSeq, a predicted model, not a curated record
UAAGCCCGCCCAUUUCCCCCUAAACGAGAAGCUAACGCCACCGAACUGCUUUAUAACAUCUACGUGACAGAAACAGGUCCGAAUUCAUCACAUAAACCAUCACAACGAGCACAUGAUAGAAGGAGCAUGGGGUCGUAACCCCGGUACCGUGUGAUCACAGCAGGGGAGCGGGGCUCCAGCGUCAGGGCUGCACACAGGAAGUGAUCAACGUGAACCUCUCAAGAUAGUUCAGGACGGAGAAGGAGAGGCGACAUGCCAUCUCAGAGGCCACUAACGUCGGACGAGGAAGCUGCACAUCUGACAUUUCCUGGCCUCCCCCGUCCCCCAUGUCUGCUUCCACGGCCUUCUCCCUACUAGUUCAGGAUGAGCCCAUGAACCCCCUCCGCAUCUCUGUCGGAGGCCUCCCCAUGUUGGCGUCCAUGGCCAGCCCCACCGACCCCCGCUUCCGCCUCAAGUGGCGUCCCAUCGUGACGGCGGCGGCGGCGCUGGCCGUGCUGCUCCUGGUCUUCCUGCAGCUCAGCCCCUCGCGCGCGGGCGGCGCCCGGAGCCGGGCCGCGACCCCGGACCCCGAGGGGCGCUACAACGACACCUACCCGCUCAGCGCGCCCCAGAGGACCGCCCACGGCACGCGCUACCGCAUCGCUGUCAUCGCCGACCUGGACACGGCCUCCCGCAGCGCCGGCAAGGAGCUGACGUGGUUCAGCUACCUGCUGCGCGGCUACCUGUCGGUGUCCCAGAGCGGGGACAAGGUGGAGGUGGAGUGGGACGCGGAGCCGGUGGUGCUGGAGAGCCACCUGGCGGAGAAGGGGCGGGGCAUGGAGCUGUCGGAGCUGGUGGCGUUCAACGGGAAGCUGUACAGCGUGGACGACCGCACGGGGAUCGUCUACCACAUCGACGGCAACAAGGCCGUGCCCUGGGUCAUCCUGCCGGACGGCGACGGCAGCGUGGCCAAAGGUUUUAAGGCGGAGUGGCUGGCCGUCAAGGAGGAGCGUCUGUACGUCGGCGGUCUGGGCAAAGAGUGGACCACCACGGCGGGCGAGUUUGUCAACCACAACCCGGAGUGGGUGAAGGUGGUGGGUUACAGAGGGGACGUCCGCCAUGAAAACUGGGUCCCCAAGUACGAGUUCCUGAGGGCGGCGGCCGGCAUCAGCCCCCCCGGCUAUCUCAUCCACGAGUCGGCAGCGUGGAGCGACACCCUGCAGCGCUGGUUCUUCCUGCCGCGCCGGGCCAGCUCGGAACGCUACGAGGAGGCGGCCGACGAGCGCCGCGCCACCAACCUGGUGCUCAGCUGCUCGCCCGGGUUCGAGCGCGUGGUGGUCAGCCGCGCCGGCCCCCUCAGCCCCACCCACGGCUUCUCCUCCUUCAAGUUCGUCCCCGACACCGACGACCAGCUCGUCCUUGCCCUCAAGUCGGAGGAGGUCGGGGGGACGGUGGCCACCUACAUCCUGGCGUUCACGCUGGACGGACGCAUCCUCCUUCCAGAGACCAAGAUCGGAGAGGUGAAGUACGAAGGCCUGGAGUUCAUCUGAAGGGCGGCAGAGCCCCUGGUGAGCGGGGCCGCGGGGUCGUUGGUUCGGGAGACUCUUGGUUCUUUACUCGGAUCAGCGUUAAAGGCUCCAGCUCCCAGCGGUCCUAACACGAACCUUAGCGGUGAGAGUGGGAGCGGUGUUGAGAACGGGCUUGAAGAGGUCACAAGAACAAGUGCCCAAAUGACCCCUUCUCCGCGGCAAAACGGGGAACCUCCAAGUGCGGUCGCCUUUUUUCUAUUUUUUUUUUUUAGAACGAAUGUAUGAAUAUUUCCUUGUAAAGAAUGUGAUGCUAGUUGUGUUGAGAAUAAAAGCUGUUUUAACAUGCCCCUCUUGUAUAAGCACACAGGGCUGAUAAUUGUAGAACAAGGAAAACAAGCACUGAUUGCUCUGCCGUCUUCAGAUACAUUGUUUAAAUAAAUAUAACACCAGUGGAAACAAUAUAGUGUGGAAUAAAAUUCAUGCCGGCAUUUUAUUCAUACAUUAAAAUACUUUCAUUUUCAACAA